AUGUCAUCCACUGCCAAGUCUCCUUCCACAAUUAAUCAUUGCAUAGAGCGAGAGAUUGAACGCUCUUCACAUAAUGAAGGACCUCACCUGACACUAAAUUUAGAACCUGUUUCGUUUUCAAAUGAGUACAAUGCUUCAUCAAUGACUAAUUUGUUAGCAAAUUCUAAAAUUCCAAUUGAUAUAUGGUAUUCAACUUCACAUAAUACAAAUGUAUCCGAAAGCAGUCAUGCAAGAGUUAAUAGAUAUGGAAUUAAUUUAAAUCUUUAUGUAGCAAUUCAAAA
Dentiscutata heterogama is the source of this 281-nucleotide messenger RNA. The record is from the annotation of a GenBank genome assembly. NCBI's taxonomy places the organism in Eukaryota, Fungi, Glomeromycota, Glomeromycetes, Diversisporales, Gigasporaceae.